AUGGCAAAGCAUAUCCAUUAGACAUUUGUGUUUAUUCUUCUAAUUAAUAUGUCGCUCAUUGCCAAUUAGCUUUGUUUAAGAUAAUAAGCAAAAAUAAAAUCAAUCAUCAGGGGUCAAUAUAAAAAUGCAUUCAGUCAAAACAAAGGGACCUUAAUUACAUCAAAAAUGCUAAAUAUUUUCGUAGGAGGUGAUAAAGGAAGUUGCUUAAGGGAUACUAUUUAUAUUAUAACUGUAUAUACAUUGAGUUCGUUAGGGUAUUCAAUAAACUUCGGGUUAUUGUAAAAGUAUGAAAUAAAUACCUUAAGAAUAUGGUUUUGGGAUGGAGAUAAUCGAUAAUAUAAUAUUAAAAUCUUCAUUCUAUUUGAUGGCCAUGAAACUUAGAUUUAUAACAAUUUAGCAAACAGUAUAUUGACAGUAACUUUUCCUAGUCAAAUAAUCUCAGGAUUUAGGAUACUAAAUGUUGCAGGAAAUACUGUUAAUACUUAGAUGCAUAUUCUUAAGGUUGAAGGUUUCUAUAAAUUGUUAUGA
This is a messenger RNA of Paramecium octaurelia, 528 nucleotides long. The record is from the annotation of a GenBank genome assembly. Lineage: Eukaryota; Ciliophora; Oligohymenophorea; Peniculida; Parameciidae.